CUAAAGACACUGAGCGGAAAGGUCCAGUUUUACUCAUUCUGGUGUGUUUUUUCCCAUGUUUUUUACUGACAUACUUCGUGUGUUGAAACUGCCAUCCAUUUUUUCCAAAAUGUCUCUUGCUCGUUUCGUCACAUGCGGAACACUUUCAGAACAAUUAAACCAGGUGAAGUCUGCGCUUCUUUGUUGCAGUCAUCCAGUGAAAGGUGUGUUAAAUUGAGCUGUUGCAUGCAGUCUUUGGUGCUGAUUUUGUCCUGGAAUGUGGGAGAGUUCCAUGCUUCAAGUCUUCUGGGAUCAGCCAUAUCUGAGUUGACGCUGGAUCAUGCUGCAUUGUGGUUGCCGAAAUGUUGGACAUCUAGUAGAACUGCAAGAAGACUCCUUGAAAUGGUUUAUGUUUACGUGAUGUUGCUGUCCAAUAUGGCAUGUAGUUGCAGCCUAUACUGGUGAAAGAUUUUUUGCAUCGAGUUAUGCUGUUGCUGUUCCUUGGUGCCGGACUGCUGGUGUUGUGCACAAAAGUUACAUCCAUUUUUAAUUGUUAUUUGUAUCUAUUCAGUUAACCGCUUAUAUGUUGAAAAGGAACAGAAAAGUUCCUUGGUGUUGAAUCGCUGCAUGG
Molecule: messenger RNA, 610 nt
Organism: Daphnia pulicaria
Lineage: Eukaryota; Metazoa; Arthropoda; Branchiopoda; Diplostraca; Daphniidae
Exons: 3
Coding region: 133-444 (103 amino acids)
Source: RefSeq, a predicted model, not a curated record